Molecule: messenger RNA, 511 nt
Organism: Carica papaya (papaya)
Lineage: Eukaryota; Viridiplantae; Streptophyta; Magnoliopsida; Brassicales; Caricaceae
Product: SAUR-like auxin-responsive protein family
Biological process (GO): response to auxin
Source: RefSeq, a predicted model, not a curated record
UCUUGUUGCACCCAUCUUUAAAACAACCAUGAAAAGACUCAGAGGUUUCAGACUGGGGAGAAAGCUAGUCAGGUUCUUCAAAUGGUUAACUCGAUCUCGAAGAAAACAACCCAACUGCUACCUCCUCAGCCGGAAGUAUAACCCAGUUUCCAAAAUCUGCUCUUUCGCUCGCCAUCUGCGCCGUGGAGCUAAGAGAUUGUGCAUUCCAAAAUCGGAUCCAGGACUCAUCCGUCUGGGUCAGAACAGAAAGACAGUGGUGGUGCCCAAGGGGCAUCUGGCUGUAUACGUGGGCGAAUCAAAUGAUGACACGAGGAGGGUGCUGGUGCCUGUUAUAUACUUCAAUCACCCGCUGUUUGGGGAGCUGUUGAAGGAAGCGGAGCGGGUUUACGGGUUCAAUCAACCGGGAAGGAUUAUGAUUCCUUGUCGGGUCUCGGAUUUUGAAAAGGUGCAAAUGAGGAUCGCCGCAUGGGCUCAUUCUCUGCGCAGGCAGCAAACUCGGUAUUGGCGAUGA